Molecule: messenger RNA, 360 nt
Organism: Saccharomycopsis crataegensis
Lineage: Eukaryota; Fungi; Ascomycota; Saccharomycetes; Ascoideales; Saccharomycopsidaceae
Gene: ACP1
Product: acyl carrier protein
Exons: 1
Coding region: 1-360 (119 amino acids)
Biological process (GO): fatty acid biosynthetic process
Cellular component (GO): mitochondrion
Molecular function (GO): acyl carrier activity; acyl binding
Source: RefSeq, a predicted model, not a curated record
AUGUUCAGCAGAGCUCUUUCUAGAUACGCUUUCUCUAUGGCCACCCGCCGUGCUGCCAUUGCCUCUCCUCGUAUUGGUAUGAUGGCUUCCGUCAAGAGUUAUGCUACUUUGCCAGAAGACCAAGUCUCUAAACGUAUCAUUGACGUUGUGAAAUCUUUCGACAAGGUCAACUCUACUGCCCCAAUCACCAGUACCACCAACUUCAUCACUGAUUUAGGUUUGGACUCCUUGGACACCGUUGAAGUUCUUGUGGCCAUUGAAGAAGAAUUUGACAUUGAAAUCGAAGACAAAGACGCCGAUGAAAUCAAGACCGUUGGCCAAGCCAUUGACUACAUUGUCAAGAACCCAGAUGCCAAUUAA